Molecule: messenger RNA, 15300 nt
Organism: Malaya genurostris
Lineage: Eukaryota; Metazoa; Arthropoda; Insecta; Diptera; Culicidae
Gene: Tlk
Product: serine/threonine-protein kinase tousled-like 2
Exons: 8
Coding region: 2593-6051 (1152 amino acids)
Biological process (GO): chromosome segregation; intracellular signal transduction; peptidyl-serine phosphorylation
Cellular component (GO): nucleus
Molecular function (GO): protein serine/threonine kinase activity; ATP binding
Source: RefSeq, a predicted model, not a curated record
GUUCGGCGGUUCUGUGUUGUGUUUUCCUGUGGAGCCAGAAUGCAGUAUUAGAACCAGCAUCAACAAAAGAACGGAAACAGUGAGUGAAGUGCAUAUCCAACAACCGAAACUCAAGAAAAGAGUUGGAAUUUGACAGCUCCGGAACGUGAUGAAAGUGCAUCAUCUCCUCUCGGGGAAGGAAGUUUUUCCUACUCCCGGUCGUCGUCAUCGUCGUUGUCGUCUGUUGAUCGGAACAACAUUCGGGUUCGGGUAUUGAUUUUCCUCGGGCCGCCAGAGUCGCGUUUAAUUGAGGUUACUUUUCGUGUGAAACGCAAACGACCGAGAGGUGAAACGCAGCAGCAGCAGCAGCAGCAGUAGCAGAAAGAGAUACGAAUUAGAGUAGCCAUUUGCAAGCAAGCACUAGUGUCGAAUAGAGUAGCAGUAGGUGCGGGAAGAAAGCAACAGACAAAAAAAAUACGGUGGUGCGCGACGGCGAAGGUAUUCAUUCGGGUGCAGUAAAAAGGUCCACGUUCAACCCCCUCGAUAAUGUACUGCUGCCUGUUGUAAGGUACGUUCGUACGUACGUACGGACAUACGGCGGUCUGUUGUGCGCACACGAAAGUGCGAGAUAGAGCAGCAAAACCGCGCGGGGAAAGUAAGGUUGGAUGGAUUUCAGCUCAUUUUAGCUUUAGCCCCGUUAGCGUCGAUCAUAAUAUCGCGAACUGUCGGUUGGUGCAGAGACGAACGAAACACACCAGAAGAAGCGUACGGACAACCGGAAUAGUAGUAGCAGCGGGCGGUGGUGCAGUCAAGUGAGUGGUGGUAAGAAAAGUGUAGUGCACAAGAAUUCAGAUGUGACACAAUCUCCGCCCGGUUCGCGAAGGUCUUUUUUUUUUCGCCGGAGCGGGUGACCGCAAGUCAAGUGGCGCUGUCAAGGCAGUUGUGCUAAGAACAAAGAAGGAAAAAUAGCCACCCGUGUGCAGAGGAGGUUACACCCAAUUUUUCCCGUUUUUUUUUCUUUGGACGAUUUGAACCCGUGGAGAAAAUGAUCCUCCGCGAUCGAAGGUGGUGGUUUCAACUGUGAAAAACGAAUUGUGGAAUAAAUCGUCGUAGCAAAAAAAAAGCAGGCCGUGGGAAGACGACUGCACAUACGUGCCGUGCCAUCCGUGCGUUCGUUCGUUCGUUCGUUCGAUAGGCAAAGUAGGCGAUCCAAGUAGUGGUUUGAUUUUAUUAUAAGUUUUUUUCUCCAUCUACUUUUGCUUGUUUUUGGUUCAACGGCUCACGGGCUCCCGUCGGUGUAGUUGUGUGCGGCACAAACGGUGUCUGUGUCAGUGCAUGCAUGUCACGCGCGCAUUAUCCAAAGUAUUUUGUAUUAUAUUUUCCUUGUCUCACCGCCAACCCGUCGUCGUCGCAGCCGGGCUGACGAUCGAUGGGCCGAGAAGAAGUAAAUCAGAGAGCGAAGCAACAACAGAAGGAGUAAAUAAAAAAGAAGCGAAGGAAAAAUAUGUGCGCGCUCCUCUCCGCUACCACCACCCGGCUCGACCCAGUGAGUGUCAGUGUCAGUGAGUGUGUGUUUGUUGGCUCGACCAUCCAUCCGUCCGUCCGUCUGUUCGUUCGUUCGUUCGUACGUUCGUACGUCGAGAGUCAGUCGGUCGAGUAGAGUGUUAAGUAUUGGCAACAUAGCAGAAAUUAAUAUUGUUUAAGAAGAGGAAGAAAAAGGAGAAAACGUAAAAGAAGAAGAAGAAGAAUAACACACAGAAGUCGACGGGGACGUUGUUGUAGGCCGAGUGGCCGGGGCCGAGGCCGAGGUGAGGAAGAGUGCAGAAGUGCAGUGUUGAAUAAACGCGGAUAGUGGUGGAUAGUGGAAAGAAAACAGAACGAACGAAGGAAGGGGGGUUCGCUGCGCGCGGAGCAAAGAGAGCAAUAUCAUCAAAUGCAGCACAUAGUUGUUUUAUUUUUCGUGUGUUGUUGUUGUUGUUGUUCUUGUUAUUAGUGCUGUUAUUCGCAGCUUAUAACAGUUCCCAGUGCACACAGUGCACUAAUACAGACCGGGUGACGUGAGCGCGGUCCACCACCUCCACACAGAUACAGUUCCGUGCACAGUGAGUUGCUUUGGUUGCUUUGGUUGACGACCGAAAAGUGGAAAGGCAAUAGAUUUCUACUGCCCCCCGAAGUCAGUGUCUUUGUCAGUAAAUUUGCAAGGAACGAAACCGUCUGUGUCGGUCGGUCGGUCGGUCGGUUGGUUCCAGCCCAGUUGUGCGGUGCCAAGUGUUCUCGGGUCGGUCGUGAUCGUGUGUUCGUGUGCCUCCAGAAAGUAACCGAUCUUUUCAACUGUCAUGCACCAACAUCGUCGUCGUCACCAACCGCAGCUCAGUGUCGUCGUCAAGUGUCGCGAGUGUUUCUCGUGUUCGAAUCGUCAUCGACCGGCCGGAGGUACCGCCAGAUACCUCCCCACGGCAGCAGUAAGCCAGUGUGUUCCUCAGUGAUAAGAGGAGGGCCGCCCCGUCCGGUUAGCUCCCGGGUGCAGGUGUACUAAAGCUGGCAGAAGCACAAAAGUUGGCCCGGAACCAAGAGAAGGUCCGUGGCAAGCAGGGGAAGAAAACGGUACACUCAAUGAAGAAUAAGCAGCCGCAGCAGCAGCAGCAGCAACAACAACAACAACAACAACAGGCACCUAAGAAAAAGCAGAAGCAGCAACAGAAACAACAACAACAACAACCGCAGCAGCAACAACAACAACAACAACAACAACAGCAGCAGCAGAAGAAAAACUUGGAUAUCAUGUUGAGCUCUUCCUACUACAUCUAUAUGUCUGCCGGUACUCAGUUGCAGAUGGCACCACAGACAACUAUAGUACAACAGGUCGGCCAAAAUCAUCUCCAUACGCAUCAUCUACAGCAUCCGCAGCCACACUCAGUGCAGCAGCAUCAACCGCCGCCGCCGCCGCCUCCGCCGCAUUACAGCACACCCCAGCAGCAGGCAGCGCAGCAGGCUGUUGUCAGUGGAUUGGGCCUCGGGCCGCAGCAGCAGCAGCAGCAACAGCAGCUCGGUUCGCUCACUAGUCUGCAUCAACAGCAACAGGUGCAGCAACAGCAGCAACAACAACAACAACAACAACAACAACAGUCCCACUACACUAACAACAACAAGGAUCAGGACUCGAACAUGAGUACCGGAUCGUCGCAUAGUGAUAAGGAGCUAGAGACUAUAAUCAAUACACCGACACCGGAGAAGAUUCCCCGGACACCGUCGGAUCGGAAACGGAAGCGGAAAGCACCGGAUGACAACGGUGGUCCGGGCGGGGGAGGCACCGGUCAUAUUCGUGAUAGAGAUAGUGUUAAGGGUCCGCGUUUGUCGAUACCACCAUUAGGCGAUAGUAAGAAAAUCAAUGACUACUUUUCCAAACAUCCGGUGAGCAGUCCGCAUCGGCCCCAUCCGGCCGGAACCGGAGUCGGUGGUCCCCUAGGAGCAAUAAGUAAUUCUGGCCCGCAGGCACAGCCUGGCAGUGGUGUCGGUGGAAGUCAAGGGCAAAGCCAGCAGGUUUCCACCAAAAGUCCGAACCCCCAGCCGCAGCCGCCGCAUGGUCAGUAUCCAAUGUAUCCACCUAGUCCUCAACCACAGCUCGGUUCUGUGGUAACCUCCAGUGGUAAUCUAACCAGCGCCGCAGCGGCACAAGAGUUGUACGUGCGUUCUCAACGCGCCAACGUCGCAUCUUCCACACUAGUUCCUCCAUCAUCAGUAUCCGCCACGUCGUCGUUACUAAACUCAUCCUCACCUGUUGUUUCCGCUGCCGGUGUCGUCGUUACGAAUGCUCAGCAACAGCAACAAUCGCAUCGAGAUCGUGAUUCUCAGCCACCGCCCCCUCCUCUGCCACCACCGGUUGUCAUUCAACAGCAACAACAGCAGCAGGUGCAGCAACAGCAGGUGCAGGCACAGUCACAGGUGCAAGUGGUCACACCAUCGCCGGCCUCCUUGGGGACCCCAAAUUCUUCACUAGCCAUUAAUAGUCUAGCGUCGUUAAAUCAUGCCAACAACGGUACCAGCACUAGCAACAACAACAACAACAACAACAACAACAACAACAACAGCAGCAGUAGUAAUCACAGCAGCAUACCCACGGUUCAAUCGUUAGCUCAAUCGAAUGCCCAACAACAACAGCAAACGCAACCUCUGACACCACCGGCUCCCCUCAUGGUGUCGAAACUGGUCCAGACGGAUCUAACCCUCUCCGAUAUUAGUGACCGCGAUACGGACUUCGAAACGUCGCGGACCCGUGUCGACGAACUGUCGCGGUUAUCCGACGAACAGAAGUGUCAAAUCACCGCCCACCAGAAGGUGAUCGAGCAGCACAAGAGCCACAUCAACAAGUGCAUCGAUGUGGUGAAGAAGCUGCUGAAGCAGAAGAGCAACAUCGAAAAGAAGGAAGCCCGACAGAAGUGCAUGCAGAACCGGUUGCGGCUCGGGCAGUUCGUGACCCAGCGGGUCGGGGCUACCUUUCAGGAGAACUGGACCGACGGUUACGCAUUUCAGGAGCUGGCCAAACGCCAGGAAGAGAUCACUGCCGAGCGGGAGGAGAUCGACCGCCAGAAGAAGCUGCUGAUGAAGAAACGGCCGACGAACAGCGAGAGCGGCCGGAAGCGCAACAACUCGAGCACGUCGGCGGCCGCAGCGGCAGCGGCGGCGGCUGCAGCCGGUUCCACCACCAGUACGGUUGCCGCCGCCAGCCAGUUGGCCUCCUCGCUGCACAAUGGCAACGAAAAUACGUUCCUAAAACCGGACCCGGUGGUCGGCAGCGGUACCACCUUCACCAUCCAGGAGUACUACGAGUGCGACGAAAUCCUGAAGCUACGCCAGAACGCACUGAAGAAGGAGGACGCCGAUCUGCAGCUGGAGAUGGAGAAGCUCGAGCGGGAACGGAAUCUGCACAUCCGCGAGCUAAAGCGGAUACAUAAUGAGGAUCAGUCCCGUUUCAACAAUCAUCCCGUGCUGAACGAUCGGUACCUACUGUUGAUGCUACUGGGUAAAGGCGGUUUCUCCGAGGUGCACAAGGCGUUCGAUCUGAAGGAACAGCGGUACGUUGCCUGUAAGGUGCACCAAUUGAACAAAGACUGGAAGGAAGAUAAGAAAGCUAAUUAUAUUAAGCAUGCGCUACGGGAAUACAAUAUUCACAAGGCGCUCGAUCAUCCGCGGGUGGUCAAACUGUACGAUGUGUUUGAGAUCGAUGCCAACUCAUUCUGCACCGUGCUGGAGUACUGUGAUGGGCAUGAUUUGGAUUUUUAUCUGAAGCAGCACAAGACGAUACCGGAGAAGGAGGCACGAUCGAUCAUCAUGCAGGUUGUGUCCGCUCUGAAAUACCUAAACGAGAUUAAACCCCCGAUCAUUCACUAUGACCUGAAGCCGGGUAACAUCCUGCUGACGGAGGGAAACGUGUGCGGUGAGAUCAAGAUCACCGAUUUCGGUCUGUCCAAGGUGAUGGACGAAGAGAACUAUAACCCGGACCACGGUAUGGAUCUAACGUCACAAGGUGCUGGAACUUAUUGGUAUCUACCGCCGGAGUGUUUCGUCGUCGGCAAGAACCCGCCGAAAAUCUCCUCCAAGGUGGACGUGUGGAGCGUUGGUGUGAUAUUCUAUCAGUGUCUGUACGGCAAGAAACCGUUCGGUCAUAACCAGUCGCAGGCCACGAUUCUGGAGGAAAACACGAUCCUGAAGGCGACCGAGGUGCAGUUCGCCAACAAACCGACCGUCUCGAAUGAAGCCAAGAGUUUCAUUCGAGGUUGCCUGGCCUAUCGGAAGGAGGACCGGAUGGACGUAUUCGCGCUGGCCAAGCACGAAUACCUACAGCCGCCGGUGUCGAAGCACAACCGAGGAGCGGCGGCGGCCUCCAGUCAGAAUCAGCACGGCAGCGGCAACAGUGGAGUGGGGGCCGGUGGUCAGGGCGGUGCCGGUGGUGGUGCUGGUGGUGGCGGUGGUGGCUCGGGUGGAUCCGGUGGUGGCGGUGGCAAUCAAACCGGACAACAGACAUCCUUCUCGACCGGGAUGUUUGGCAACAUGAACCAAUCCAGCUCGUCUUAGCUGUUUUUCAAUGGUUGCCUGAAAGCUUCCACUGCUAGUAGUGCUGCUACUACUGCCGUUGCCAAUGGAAACAUGGUAAAUGUUGCGAUCAGAGCUGCUACUAUGAUCGGACAUCAUCAGACCAACAGUGACAACAAUAACCAUAACAACAACAACCACAACAACAAAACCAACAUCAACAACAACAACAACAAUAAUGUUUCGCCACCAACGUCAUCCAACAACUCACCCAAAUAGGCGCAUGGCGCCGCCUAGGCUUAAUCCCCCGAUGUUCGUACUGUAAGUAAAAAAAAACAAGCAAAUGUGAUGUGCUAAGCAAACAAAAAAAACCGAAACUAAACCCGAUGGAUCGAUGGAGAAUCAGUUUCCCGCCCCCCCUCGCGGUUCCAGUUCCCAAAUGAUGAAGCAACAACAAGAAAAAAAACACCCCCGCAAACACAACCUGGAUACCGGACCGGACCGGCCGACACCGCUGGAAACAGAGUCGACGAAUUGCUUGCUACAACACACACACACACACUCAAACAAACACUUACUACAUACACACAUACAAACUCACUCGAGCGCAGUGCUUCUGCGGAAUCGCAACAAAACAAAACAAAAAAAAAAAGAAAUUCAAUGUUUGCUGUAAGAAAAAAAAAUCAACCAACGUUCAAUAAUGAUGUUCCAACAACACAACAGAAUUAAGCAUACGACAACAAAAAAAAACAAAACAAAAAGGAAAAUAGUCAAGAAACAAUUCAACAAACGCUACCCGGGCCGAGUUAAAAAAAACACUAGAUAAUGUUAUAAUUUCGGUUAUUGUUUCGUGUUUUUUCGUGUACAUACAUUAGGAAGAGAAGGAGAUCAGCAACAAACAGUAAAGACAACGUCAACAACGCUCAUCAGUCGUCGUAUUCUCGAGAAGUAUGUUGGUUGAGGAGGAGGAGGAGAGAUGUAGGGAAGUUUGUUGAAGAACACAAUUUACACAAACACAUACAUACAAACGUACGUACGUACAUACCAGCUCAUCACACAGUGGUAAGAUUAGAGACGGAAACGUGAGGACGCCCCCAGAGGAUGCAUGUCAGCGUACGCGGAACGGUGCGUGAAAUAUUUUCCAAUCAGUUCGGAGAAAUUAUUAUGUACUCUAGUUGGACUCUAGGUUUUUUCUGCUAUCAACUGUUUUAUUUUUUUUCUAGGGUUAGAAUCAAAAUUUUUGAAUUUUGAACAUGGAUGUUUCGAACCGAAAUGGAAAUUUUAUUGUUUUUUUUUUUUUAUUUUAACAUUAUUGUUGUUGUAAUCAGUAAGUAACAGAAUCGGUUUCGAUGUUGGCAGGUGUGUGUGUGUUCCGGGAUUGCACGGGCCACAGUUGACUGGCGUCGUGAAUUUCAGUGUAAUAAGAAAAUGUCAUGCCAAUGUUCGUCACGUCACGUGAGGAGUCGGGUCUUGCUUCACUCUCAAUCUAAGCAGUGGCACAACUGAUGUGAGAUUUGCUCUUUGACAUCAGGUAGCUGUGAAUUGUAUGUACUGUUGUCACGUCAUUUUCUGGAGGGGGAUGACGGAGAGAAUUACAUUUUUUUUAUUCAAUCAAUUCAACAAAGCUUUGAGUACUCAAACUCAAGAGUAGUGUGGAUAAUCUUCUGUCGCAAACCCAAAUUAUUCUUGCAUCAGACGUUGAAAGAAAAUAUGGUGGGAAACAAAGUGAAUAUCGUUCCACCACGUAAUUCCAUUACUGUCACGUCACUUUAUGGAGUGCGAUGACGGUGAGAAUGAGCUUUGUUGUUUCAUCAAUUCAACGAAGCUUCGAGUACUCAAAAUCAAGUACAAGCUUCAAGAAUUUUUGCUUACAUACAAUAUUUUGCCAAUACUGGUCAUGUCACGUGAGGAGUCUGGUCUUGCUUCACCGUUGAUAACAUUUUUGUACCUUAAACCAAGUAGUGAUUAGACUGAUGGGAGAUUUGCACUUUCACAUCUGAUAGUUGGACAUUGUUUUCUUUUCAUAAAUACGUUUAUUUCAUAGGUAAUAUACAUAAGUUUUUCUUCGCCGUAGCAUCAACUAUACAUAGUACUUUAUAAAUUGGAAGUUGUUGUCACGUCAUUUUCAGGAGGGGGAUGACUGAGAGAGUUAACUUUUUUGUUCAAUCAUUCAACUUAAAAGUGCUUAGAGCACUCAAACUCCAGAUUGGUGUGGAUAACCUUCUUCCACUAAACCAAAUACUUCUUGCAUCAAUCGUUGAAAAAAAAUAUGACGGGAAACAAAGUGACUUUGGAUAUUGUUUCAUCACGUAGUUGCACUACUGUCACGUCAUUUUGUAGAAAGUGAUGACGGUGAAAAUGAGCUUUAUUGUUUCAGCAAUUCAACGAAGCUUCGAGUACUCAAAAACAAGUACAAGCUUUAAGAAUUUUUGCUUCUAAUAUACAAUAUUUUGACAAUACUCGUCAUGUCACGUGAGGUGUCGGGUGUUACUUCACUCUUAAUCUAAACAGUGGCAUAAUUCAGAUUUGCUUUUUCACAUCAGGUAGUUGGAAAUUAUGGGCAUUAUUGUCAUGUCAUUUUCUGGAGGAGGAUGAGAGAAGAGAAUUAUCUUUUUUUCAUUUAAUCAAUUCAACGAAGCUUCGAGUACUCAAACUCAAGGGUAGUGUGGAUAAUCUUCUGCCGCAAACCCAAAUAAUGCUUGCACCAAUCGUUGAAAGAAAACAUGACGGGAUACAUAGUAGCUUUUUGUAGAGUGCAAUGACGGUGAGAAUGAACUUUGUUUCGUCAAUUGAAGGAAACUUCGAGUACUGAAACACAAUAUUUUGCCAAUACUCAUCAUAUCACGUGAGGAGCCGGGUCUUACUUGACCGUAAGUAACAUUUUUGUUCCUUCCUGACUCAUGAUAGAUUUGUUAUCUCACAUCAGGUAACCGGAAAUUAUAUGCUCUGUUAUCACGUCAUUUUCUGGAGGAGCAAGCCUAAAAAAAUUUUGCCUCAAUAUACAUUAUCAUGUCACGUAAGGUUUCGGGUCUUACUUCACUCUUAAUCAAAGCAGUGGCAUAAUUGAUGGGAGGUUUGCUCUUUCACAUCAGAUAGUUGGAAAUUAUGUGCAUUAUUGUCAUGUCAUUUUCUGAAGGAGGAUGAAGGAGAGAAUUAAUUUUUUUUUAUUGAAUCAGUUCAACAAAGUUUUGAGUACUCAAAAUAAAGUAAAAACUAUAAGAAUUGUUGCUUCUUAUAUACAAUAUUUUACCAAUACUCGUCAUGUCAUGUGAGGAGUUGGGUCUUACUUCACCGUAGGUAAAAUUUUUGUACCUUAAUAUAUACAAUGACAAGACUAAUGUGAGAUUUGUUAUCUCACAUCAGGUAACGGGAAAUUAUACGCACUGUUGUCGCGUUAUUUUCUGGCGAGGGAUGACGGAGAUUUGCCCAUUUUCAUUCAAUCAAUUCAUCAAAGCUUUGAGUACUUAAACUCAGGAGUAAUGUGGAUAAUUGCUUGCCGCAAACCCAAAUACUUGUUGCAUCAAUCGUUCAGAAAAAAUAUGACGGGAAACAAAGUUGUUUUGAAUAUCGGUCUUUGGAUAUCGUUUCACCACACAAUUGGAAAUUGUAUGGAGAUCUCUUGUCACGUCACUUUGUGGAGUGCGAUGACGGUGAGAAUGAACUUUGUUAAGUUAUCAUUUAAACGAAGCCUCGAUCAAACUCGUACAAGUACUAGCAUAAAUAGUUUUUGCAUCCAUCGGUAAAACUAUACGACGAAAAUGAUCUAACUUACGUUACUUCAGAGGAUUGUUUUCGUGGAAAGCAGAGCAGUGCUCUGCCUUUAAUUUACUUCCAGCUUAAAAUAUUAACGAAAAAUAUGAAAAAUAUGACAACAGGGCGGUCGAACGACAAUGCUCACGUGACUUGUAAUCCGAUUAGCUAGAUAAAAAUUUCGCUGUAAAGAAAUUGGUUUAACAUGAUUUUCAAAAGUCUGCAACCAAAACGUGUCUGUAGUUAAUUUUUAAAAAAUCUGCAGACCUGCACACUUAGAAAAACACGUGUAAAUUUACGUCUUUAUAGAUGCACAUGAAAAGAGCGUCAUAAAUCACUCAAAUUUACAAUUCAAAGCUUGUAAAGAUAAGUCAUAUAUUUAACUUCUCAGUAAAUGAACUGAACUUUACAUCGAUACAGAUACAGCAAUUAUUUUUACAUGGUAAUAGAUGUAAUAUUGUGUCAUCAGCGAAGAAAUUACGGCAUCAAGCGUAAAUUUGUUCUAAGAGUUUGGUCUGCUGUAAGUACUAUAAAAGAUGACACACUGUCCGUAAUCGAAAGCUAUUUUCUUCUGAGAGUCUGUUUUUUAAGCGGUAUGAGAUUGUCUACUGUUCGCAUCCUUUCUCAGAAUUAAAGCAGAGUGCAAAUGACACAAGUCACACGAAGUGAUGCGAGUCACGACAAAUCACGUGACAGAGUUGUUGGAACACGUUGGCGUUCUGAAGUGAGUGACUAGUCACUGAAAACGCUAGUUGUCUUUAUUCUGAAAGAUGCCUCGAAUUUUUCUUCAGGAUCAAGUGAGCAGAGCUUGGCCUAAUUUUAUCGUAUAUUAGGGCAUCGUUCUAAUAUACAGUGAGAUAUGAUGAGAGUUGCCGUCCUUGAGCAGAAAAUGCUCAGAAUAAAGAUCGCCUAUGCUCUUGCGGAACCAAACACACAGUAAGGAUUCCUACAGUCACCGAAUUCUCUAUCAGGAAUUAUCGUGAUUUACGAAUCUUCAUCUCAAAGCUAGGCAGGAAUCUGAACAAUUUGGUUCAAGUUAAACAUUCAUUGAGAGAGAUUUCUGUGCCAACAGUAGAAAAUUCUGUGUCAUUCGGGUUGUCUUCCAGAAUAGAACGUCAUUUUCUAGACAAACUGGGAAAAAACUUUUUUGUAUAGUAAUUGUAGUAAAUUUUGGCAAACAGUUUAUGAAAACCUAAAAUUUCAUGAGCAUUAUUCUAGGACGUGACGGGAUUUAAUUGAACUCACGUGACUAUACAGUUCACUGGUGGUCGAAAACGGGAUUAAACAGAAGCGAAACAAUAAUUAUAACAUGACAUAUAACAAAUCUAACUCCACUGUAAGAAGAGAUUCAGGGUUUUGAAAGGUGAGGUGGCUGUUAUGUGAAAUUUUACAUCGUCAUCCGAGUCGUGUCACGUCACACGUCAAUUUCAAGGUCUUUUUGGUUAUACCCGUCUCCGGUUUUUGGUUCCGCGGACGUAACGGAAAUAGUCAUCAAAAACAAGGUCGAUCAUCACAAAUGAAAGGCCUUAUUGUUUCAUAGAUUAGUUUCAGUUUUGUGAGAAUCCGGUUUCCCGAAAUUGUGGAAGAAUUAAGUGGUGCGUUUGAUGAGCCCCAAAAAUUGACUGCAUAGGCUCUCGGCUGUUGCAAAAGCAAAAACUGUUCGAUGAAUCGGAGCUUGCGAUCGAGAAUGAUGCCCACGUUUUUAACAGACAAAAUUUACUCUACGGGAGAUUCCGCCAUUGAGUAUUCGAAUAAAGUCGACCACUCUGCCCCUGGAAAAGUAUUACAUUUCUUAACAUUCAUUGUCAUGCCAGUUUUGUCGUACAAUUCCAGGACUCUUGUGAUGAUGCGAUAUAUUCCAAAAUUUCUACGGACGACAAUUUACUGCCUAGAUCAGUCAGGAACAGUAUGAAUAAGAGUGGUUCGAGAUGACUCCCUUAUUUUGACUCUUGAAGAACGGAAAUGAUCUGGUUAACAUACCGGAAAACUAUUUCAAUUUGUAGAUAUUACUAUUUGAUGGACAUGCAUGUAAACAUUCAUUUGCAGCAUUGGUUACCAGUUUCAGGUUCAUGGAAUUAGCGGUUGAAAAUUCCUAAACCAAACUUACAUCGAUUUUAUUUUUCAGAUAUGGGUUGAGCUUUGGGAACUGAUUCUAGCUCAAGGAAGCCAUUGUGUUCUCUGGCUUGUCAUAAUGGAUGCAGGUUGUGUCGAAAAUUACUAACCGAUACCAAAAGUUCAACCGAACCUGCAUCCAAAAACGCUUCCGAAGUGCAUUCGCGUUCGUGUUUUUAGUGUUGAGUGAGACCUCAGUUUCAGUUUCGACUCGACUCGAAAAUCACGUCGGAAUCUAGAGGAGAACUAGCCCAGUAAUAUUUAUCCAACCUUCCUUUCUUCGUCGCUUGACUGCUCAAGAAAUGGUUUUUAUGUAAAAAGUUCGAUUACGAGAGGGGCCAGGCCCCCCCCCCCCCAGAGUUUCAGCUGCCACGUCACCACAUGAGGUGAUGUGAGUUUUAGAAUUGUACCUAUGCUAAAGUGGUUAAUAAAAGCAUGGCAUCUAAUAUUCUGCCAUCUGCUGAAUUAUUGGCCAUCUCAAAUAGUAUAUUCCUCGAUUUUCGGAAAUUUUUUCAGAUUUAGAGCUAUGGUUACAUGAAAAUUUCAUACCUUUCUCGGAUUUUCCUCCGUGCAAGCCAAGUCAUUCAAUGCUAAUGAAAAACUAGAUCCGGUAUGAGGACAGAUGAAGGAUUCAAAUCUCAUCAAACAAGGCAUUGAAAGGAGUGCUAAAAUUGACAAUUUCUAAGCUAUGAAUUUUCUUAUGUCACGUGAUGUGACGAAUAUCAAAACGUGAGGUGAACUCCCAGUAAGGAGAAGUGACAAGACUUCCUUUCGACACAAUUCAUUGAUACUCCCGAGAAUUAUUUAAUCGAGUGUCACGCAAGUAGCUCACUGAUUGUGUUCUCUGAGGACGUUUUUACUUGCAACAGAAUCCAUAUUCAUAAUAAAGAUUAUAGAAUUUUCUGCAAUCUAGCCCAAUGUAAUGUGAUGUGACAACGUGACAUAACCGAAAAAAUAGUAGAUGACUUUUAUCCGUUAGCAUUGAGAAUGGAAAUAUGAAAAUGCAGAUAUGCUAGUUUCUCACUUCUAGAACGUUUCUACAGUUCAGUACUGUUUCUUGAUUUCUGGAAGUCAUCAAACGGCAUAUACUGGAUUAGAACAUUUCGUAAAUUGUUUCAAUAUCAUUGAACCAAACUUUGAGGACUAUCGCCUCGGAGCCUCCGAGUUCUAACAUUCAAACGUCUCCCGAAAACUUCACUCUUCCUCUGGGUCAUGAUCAGGCAAAACUGUUACCACACCCGUUGGUACUUUCCGGUUUCCGGACCGCACCGUCACCGAGAACUCGAUUCUGUUUACUUAAUACCACCCACCCGCCCGUCAAAGCAAAAUUCCUUGGUCAAACAACAGUAAGUAGAAGUAUCCCAAUAGUGGGAAGCCUGUGAACGGCUACACAAAAAAAACGAAGCUGUCAGUGUCGGAGCGAUGUUUUCGAAUUUUGUUCUUGAAAAAGCAUGGCUUGCUACGUACAGCACCGAUGCGAAAACAUCGCCUGGAUUGCAACGUUAGAAGAAGAGAAAUAAAAACAACCCCGAAUCGAAAGUAAUUGAAAAUUUGGAGUGAGAGAAAGCGAAGAAAACGAAAAGAAUAUGUGCGCGAAUGAGAGAUGUUAAUUUGCACUGAGCAAAGGAAAUUGUUGUUUGUUAAUUCCAUAGGAUCGAGUCGGAGUAAUUACUCUUGAAGUAAAGAAAAAGCAAAUACAAGGAGAAACAACAGAAGGUGACGACUCGAAGAAAAGCAUCCACUGUUGUAAUGUGGAUGUGUCAAACUUUCUUUCGUUAUUAUUAUUAUUUUUUUGUGUAAAUAUAUUGUUUAGUGUUUGUUUUAUUAAUAAUAAACUAUGAAGUACGGAUUAACAAAGAAUAGGAAACAUUCACUCACACACACACAUGGCAGAGUUACAGACGAAACAAGAUACAGGACGCGUAGAUACACUUCCCUUUCGCGCCAACGUGAUCCCACCUGGGAGGUUCCAUCGUUUAGGGAUGGGCCUGCAGGUGUAAACCAGAAGAGACCGGAAGACACGAAUCGGGACGACCGGCCGGAUGUCUCUGUCUCUCUCUCUCUCUUGACACACUCCUGGUCCGAUCGGUCCGAGCUUCUUGAUAUAUGCAGAGUGGGCGAAAACCGGAUUUUCCACCCCAUUUUUGCAUUAGGCAAAAAACGCCUCUCCAAUGGCUCUAGACAGAUAGUUUAUUGGAAUUCUUUUUAAAUCACUUGAUAGGGAAAACCAAAUACGAUUGUGUGCGAGCGAAAACCUUUUUUAUUUUUAUGGUGCGUGUGAAAGGCGACUAAGCAAGCGCGUGCGAAACACACACACACUCACACACAAACAUCCUUUAAAGAAGUAGAUAAACGGUAAUAACUCGCAGGAAGAGAAAGAAGCAACAAAAUAAAAUAAAAUUAAAAAAAUGAAAACAGAUAGAAAAGAGUGGUUUAUAUGAACUGUUUUUUUUCCUCUGAACAUAGUAAACUAUCAAUAGAAACGUGAACAUAGGUUGAAUAAAAUGCGAUGUAAUCUCUUCUUAAAUUCUUAAGGAAAUGAUAAAAAAAAGAAAACAAAAAAACAAACGGUGAUCAGCUUAGGAACGACGUUUUUUUCCGAACUCACUCACACACACACAUAGUAGGAUAAAAGUAACAAAACAAAAAGAAAAUCGAAAACCGGAAACGUGCGGAGGAAUGCUUCGGUUCCAAGCAAGUAUUCUUCUGCCCCGGGGAAAAAAAUGGCCUGCUGGAAGCGGGUCGGCUGCGCUCAAAACGAUGACCGGAGUAAAAAAAGAUGUAAAACAAAUUGAGAGAAAAAAAAAGACGUAUUUCCAAGUCAAACGAAGUAAAAACGCAGAGACACAGACACACUCACACACAAACAUUAAAACAAACAAGCUUAUUAUUAGAAGUUGAAAUAUCAAGUUUAGUGGUUACAUUCAAAUAAUCAAUAAUGAAAGAGGAAAAACAAUUAAAAAAUAAAGCGGAACGCGACGAAAGUAAAGCCAGAGGUCAAUGCGGAAGAAACUAAGAAAGAAAAAAAAAGUAUAUAUAUAAUAAUAGGCGUUAGGCGCGAAAGGGAGAAGGCAAGUCGAACAUGCAUGCACGGCGGUUCUGUGAAUGCGAGAAAGCGAGAGAUACGAAGGCCGUAUGUGUCCGUGGGUGUGGAUGAUAAUCGCGUGUGUGCGUGCUCUGAAAAACCCGUGUCUGACGUGGAAAAAGUUUAGCAAAGUGUGAGCCAGCAAAAAAAAAAACGAUAAAAAAUAAACAGAAAACAAACGGAAUACAAUGUGAAACCGAAGAAAACAGAAAGAAAGAGAAAGAGAGAGAAAUGAUACACUCGAGAAAAAGCAAAAUCGUGAAUGUCGAUGCAAACAACACAUUUAAUAAAUUUAAAGUAAUAACUAUUAAAAAACUAUGAAUAAUUAAUGAAAAAAAAACACA